Laccaria bicolor S238N-H82 is the source of this 737-nucleotide messenger RNA. RefSeq names its product GPI-anchored small secreted protein. NCBI's taxonomy places the organism in Eukaryota, Fungi, Basidiomycota, Agaricomycetes, Agaricales, Hydnangiaceae. The transcript has 4 exons. The coding region runs from base 1 to 546 and encodes 181 amino acids. The record is from RefSeq and is a predicted model, not a curated record.
AUGCGGCUCAGUAUCACCUUCCUUUUAUCCGCCGCUGCUUCGACUCUGGCGUACAGCGUAACUAGCCCUAAUGGGAGCCAAGGUUGGACCAACCAGGGUGCUCAACCCCUCGCCUGGCAGCGUGUGAACACGGACAGACUGAACUUCACUGCUGUCCUCACGAACCAGAACCGCCAAUUAUUGCCCACAGAUCAAGUGCUCGCCGCACUCGUUGAUGGAACGCUUGGUAAUACCACCGUGAAUCCACCCAGCGGUGGAUGGCCCACCCCUGGAGGCGGUUACCGUGUUAACCUCGUUCAAGACGCUAAUGACUUGAACACCAUCUUAGCGCAGUCCCCAGAAUUUAAUAUCACCCAGCCGACUUCAAAAAGCUCUUCCACUGCCACAGGGCAAUCCACUGCCACCACCCUCGUUAUUCCUGCAACAACUAGCGCUGACCCAACGGCGGGCACGGUUUCGACCCCUCAGAAUGCUGGAACGCCCGCAUUUGAAGGACAGCUUGCUCUCAUCCCGCUAUUCUCGAUCCUCGCUUUCUUCUUGGCUUGAUGAAGAGAAUAUGUUCUCGAGCUUCGUGGACUAUCUUAUGGACCUACCUCCUGGACCUUUUCGAUUACCUCAAUACGUAUACCACACUCAGUUUACGCGUUCCCCUGCGCUAUCGCCAAUUCGUGCGCCAUAUUUGUACGCCUGUUGUUUUGAAUAAUAUCGCGUCAAUCAAUGUCUCACUAUGUAUGCUC